AUUUAGUUAAUUUAAAUUAUAAUGAACAAUUUUUUUCCUUUUGUUAAUAAUAACUUGUUAAUACACUUAUGAAUCUAAUGCAUAUAUGUUUUUUAUAAAGUAUAAUGAAUAUCUCAAGAUUAUUGUCUUAUGAAUAUUUCUUCAAUUUUAAGUUACCAAACAAUUUUUAUGGCUCUAUUCACAAUGAUCAAUAUCAAUGCAUCAAAAUUAGUCUAUAUGAAAUGUGAUGUUAGUAUUUUACUGAUUACCUUUGUAUAGUAUGGGCUGUAGCCCAAGCCAUUUUGGACUAUCAUACUUAAAAAAGACCAAGAAGAAAAAAAAUAAGUCUAAAGAUUCAGAUGAAGAAAAAAGCGAUGGAAGUAUGUAUGAAAAUCAAAAUAUAGAACAAAUACAGUUGACAAGUACACCUUCUAUAAAUAAUUUGUGUGGAAUAUCUGAAUUUGAAGAUAGUAGUCCUUUACAACAAAGAAUAUCUGGUAUACAGAAUUCUACUUCCUUAUUUAUUAAUUCACAAUUAUCUACUAGCCAGCUUAAUUUUUUCAAAAUGUUGGAUGAAAAAAUAGAAAUGGGAUCUGAUUAUAUUCAAUCUAUUGAAGAACUACAAUUAGAAAAAAUGCAUCGAACACAAGCAAUGUUAGUGAAAUGGGAACAAGCCAGAGUUCAAAAUUCUCCUAAAUCUUAUUUAAAAAAUCAAUCAAAUUUCUUACAUAAUACACUGACACAAGGUUCUAAUUCAAUUAUCCAAUUUGAUCAAGAACAAUAUGCAUUUCAUACUGAAUUAAUAUAAUUGAACUAUACUAAAUGUCAACACAAGAAAGUGUAAGUCUUGCUGUUCUUAAUAUCUUAAAUAUUGUUUUAAGUAUAGUCAAUACAGUGAAUGCAAUGGAUAAUAAAUAAAUAAAG
Messenger RNA from Daktulosphaira vitifoliae (grape phylloxera), 903 nucleotides. RefSeq lists its product as uncharacterized. NCBI's taxonomy places the organism in Eukaryota, Metazoa, Arthropoda, Insecta, Hemiptera, Phylloxeridae. The record is from RefSeq and is a predicted model, not a curated record. The transcript is spliced from 4 exons. Bases 260 to 787 code for a protein of 175 amino acids.